Sphaerodactylus townsendi is the source of this 15152-nucleotide messenger RNA. Its product is annotated as E3 ubiquitin-protein ligase RNF213-like. The record is from RefSeq and is a predicted model, not a curated record. The transcript is spliced from 58 exons. Gene Ontology annotation, biological process: sprouting angiogenesis; ubiquitin-dependent protein catabolic process; negative regulation of non-canonical Wnt signaling pathway. The coding region runs from base 89 to 13363 and encodes 4424 amino acids. Lineage: Eukaryota; Metazoa; Chordata; Lepidosauria; Squamata; Sphaerodactylidae. Gene Ontology annotation, cellular component: cytosol; membrane; nucleolus. Gene Ontology annotation, molecular function: metal ion binding; ATP hydrolysis activity; ubiquitin-protein transferase activity.
AGGUGGGCAGGGUUGGAAGGCCCCAUGUUUGCUUUUCGAAUACAGGAAUAAAUGGCAAUACUCCAGUAAGACGGAGUUACUGAAGCUAAUGAAAGAAAAGAAGUCCUUAGUGCAAGGAGACAGAGCAUUGUACAAGUCAUGGUUCUCUUUGCUGCCUCUGAGGGACUUGAUAGAGUUUAUCACUGACUUUUCUGCAGACCUCUUGGACUGUCUUGUGGGAACUUUUCACAGAUUGAAGAACAUGGAAACUCGAACUCGAUGGGACUAUGAGGUGGAAAAAGAAAUUCUAGAGAAAGUGUUGGGCAAGCUGCAGAAUCAUCAAGACAGGAUACCACAUCAAGACACGUGGAACUCCUGUGUGACAGUCUGCAUAAAACUACAUCAGAUGAUAUGUAGUAGAGUCAAAUCAGUUACAUUCUAUAUGAUGCCUGUGAUGUCUGCUGAGAUAGUUUCAAAAAUCCUUGGACUUGCCCCUUCAGAGGAGAGUUCCAGAGAGAGCACGAUUCAGAAUACACCAGUGACAGUGUUCAACGGCCUUUGUAAAGAUACCAAAUCAUGGCUUGCUGGAGUUCUUCCAGAACGUUUUCUGAGAGGACGUUCAAUUAAAGAACUUGCUUUUUCAGAGGAACUUAUGGUAUGGAAUUGUUUCUUGAAAAUAAUUUUUUCUAAUGAGAAUUUCACAGAUGAGUGGGAAAGAACUUUAAUUUCAGAUUUGAGAAGCAGAAUCAAACAGGAAUGUGAAAUUCAACAGAUUAAAGCCUACUGUGAUUGCCAUGCAAAACUCAAGGAACUUCAUGCUCUGAUUGGAAGUACCUUUGAAAACUGUGCCAUUGAAGCUAUUAAUUUAGCACAUCAGACUCAGAAAAAUCUCCUUGAUGUGUUGUCUUCUUACAACCUGAACAGUGUGGGUACCCUUGUAUCUGCUGUCAUUGUAAAAUCAUGGCCAGCUGACAGACAUGGUGAACCUAUGAGUGACUUGGAAGGUGCUCUGGAUCAUCUUCUUGUCUGGCCAUAUAUCAAACAUCUUUUCAUCUUCAAUGGGUCAGGUGGUGACUUCUUGAAUCAACUUACUGAUGAAGCAAAGGAGCGAAUGACCAUUGCUGACUCCAUAUACACAAAGGUUGCCUGUGAACUCAAUUCAGGCGAUAUCCUCAUUAAACAUUUGGAACGAAUUUUGAAGUACAAAAAACAGUUUCUGUCUAUUUGGGAGCUAAAAAAUAAGCAUCUUUCAUCCAUGGAGAAAACAGAGCAAAAACAGACCCUAGAGAAAGUGCUUGAGUUGAGGUGUGAUGAAGUUGUCUCAAUCAAGAGGGAGCAAAAAAUCUUAGGAUCCUUCCUGGACAUGUGUAGGAAAGUACAAGAUUUUGUAAAAGUGGACAUUUUUGAACUUGAAGAGAAGCACAGUGAAAAUCUGGGCUCUAAAGCACUGAAUGAGGUUGUUACUGUGAGACAUCUGGGUCACCACAAUGAUGGUGCAAUAGAGACCUGGUACAACCUGAGUCCAGCCCUGAAGGAGGUAUCUGAAAUUGUGGAUAAUUUUAAGGAGAGCCAUAUCUUCCAGCAUUGCUGGGAAUGGGCCGCCAAAAACCUGCUGGGUGAUAACGAAGAUUUAACUGAUGAUGAGAAUGCCCCUUUGAAUCCUGAAGAUAUGCUAGAAGGCAUAUAUGAGCCUUGCUACCGUGAAUUCUGCCGACUCUAUUCAAGCCUGAAAUCUGGAACGCUCACAUUUGCUGAAGUGGGCAUUCUUUUCAAAGAUUUUACCAACAAUUAUGAGGAGCUAAAGAAGGAUUUGAGGAUUAUGUGCGAUCAGUAUCGUCGAGAUGGUGGUGAAUGGAUAGACGAACGGGUUCAGCAGAUCCUGCAGUAUCAUGAACUUCAUCUAGCUGUGGACUCUGCUAAGGUUAUUGAAAAGGUCAAGGAAGAGUUAAGCCUGUCUGGUGACUUCACAGUCUUACGACUUCUGCUGAACUUCACAGAUGAAUUCCAGUCCUUUCAACAAGAAAAACUCUCCUGCAUGAGUCCUGAAUUGAUACGUGCUAAGAAACGUCUGCAGACCAUCACUGAGCCCCGUCGCAGAUGCCUUGAGGAGCUUACUCUCAGGAGGGACUUCGUCACCUGGGUCAGAGAGGGGCUAGAAGAUAUAACUGAGCUGAAGGUAUUUGUGGAUCUUGCCUCUAUUUCUGCGGGAGAGAAUGACAUGGAUGUAGAUCGUGUUGCCUGUUUCCAUGAUGCUGUACUGGGCUACUCUUGUCUUCUGUAUGAGCUAAAGCAACAGUCUGGGUUUGGGGAGUUCAUGGAGUGCUUGAAGAAAUUGUGGAAAGCCCUGGAAAGUGACCACAGCCUUCCCCAAAAACUGCGGGAUUCUGCCAGAUACCUGGAAUGGCUAAAAACCAUAAAAGAGAGCCAUGGCUCUGUGGAACUGUCAUCUAUCUCACUGGCGACUACAAUCAAUAGCAAAGGAAUUUACAUAAUUAGAGCACCAGCGGAAGGCCAGAAGGUUUCUCUGGAUACGGUCCUGUCCCUGGUCAUCUUGGAAAGCCACGGUGGCCAAGAAGAGAAGCGAUAUUAUUCACUAGAGGAGCUGAAAGAAUUAAUGAACAAGCUGAUGCUAAUGUCAGGCAAAACAGAGCAAGGUGCAGAAGUAGACAAGUUUUCUGAGGUAUUUUCUGGCGUCCAGAGACUUGCACUGGCAUUCGUAAGUCUUUAUUCUGCUGGCAAUAUGCUCUUCCGAUCUUGGAUCACUAGCAUAUACUGCUCACCCAACAGCAAGUUCUGCGUUGUCAUGAAUUUUAAUUUGAAUCUCAUGCAAGACAUUUGUGGAAGCGGAAAAGUCAUGGAAGUUAUCCCAGCCUUAUGUAGAAAAAUGGAGUGUUUCCUGGAGAGGUGGGACCGUUUUAUGGCUGAAAAGCGAUUGCAGUAUUUCCACUUAAAUUAUUACAUGGAUGAGCAGCUUGUUUACUUGUGCAGAGAGCUUGGCUCAGAAUGCCCCAGUGAAGCUGCUUUAAUGAUGUUGUCAUUCAUAAAGCACAACUGCAGCAAAGAGGAUGUCCAGAAGGUCUCCAAACUGAUUUCUAGAAAGGCCGAGAGCAAUCUUGAGGACCUGUUUGGACUGGUGGUACUAGAGAAGGAGCUGACUGAACAACUGGAGCAGGUCUGGGAAUCCUUCAUGAACAACAUGAGGUCAUUCCUUCCAGACUGCUUGGACAUUGAUACGCUUGGCAUUUUCCUUGACUUUCUGGCAAGUAUGGAGAACAGGAGAGUUGUGCGAACACUCCCACAAGGCCUUCAUACUGACAGGCCCAAUCUCAUCCUUUGUCCUCACUCUGAAGUGUUGACCUCAGCCUUGGCCAUCUACAUGAACAGUCCUGAGCAGAUGCUGCCUUCCUAUGAUGAGGUCUUACUCUGUACACCACAAACCAGCUACGAGCAAGUGGCAUUGUUUUUGAGGAGAUGCCUCACCCCGGGAUCCAAUGAGAAGAAGAUUUUUGCUGUGCUCUAUGCAGAUGAAUUGAGCUACGAUGUCGGCUACAGAUCAGAGGAACUGUUCCGAAGUCUUAACUUGAAAUGCCAGAAUGAUUAUCACCUAGUGAUUCUGUGUAACUGUGAGAGAGAACACUGCUAUGUCCCUGCUGCCUUCAGUCAGUUCAGAGUUCACAUGAUCCCUCAGCAACCCCUGAAGGAUAUUCAGAGAUAUCUUGGGAAUCAUUACAGAGCCACACGUUCAUCAGCUUCUCUCUUUAAGGACCAAAUGUGUGUUGGGAUUGUAUCUUCCAAAAGAGCUGGAGUUGGAAAAUCUCUCUAUAUAAAGAGACUGCAUGAGAAAUUGAAGGCAAAACUUCAUGAUAAAAGAGUGCCGUUAAAAACCAUUCGGCUGAUAGACCCCCAUGUUGAUGAAGGCAAAGUGCUGAAGUCUCUCCUCCAAUUCACUAACCAUCAAUACCAGAAACAGCCCAUGAUUUUUCAUUUUGACAUCACCUCUUCAGUCCAAUCUGGAAUUCAAGAAUUUUUGUUCAAGCUUUUGGUUUUACAUUAUCUGGGAGAUAUGGAUGGGAAACUCUGGCUGCGGAAGCAAUGUCAUUUGUAUGUUAUAGAAAUUCUUGAAGCAUCUCCGUUACCAGAAAAACAAACAAGAUCUAUGUCUUCCGGAUUAAAAUACAACCUUCUGGAUGUGUUCCCUAAAAUCAUGUGUAGGCCUCCCAAGGAAGUACUAGACAUGGAGACCCUGAGGAACUCAUCCUAUGAUUGCUCAGACCCAGGAAUGGAUGACCGCAUUUUCCGUAGUGAGGCCUUUCAGAGACCAUUCCAGUACUUAUUAAGAUCCAGCAGAGGCAUUAAUCUUGAUACAUUUCAAUAUGAAGCUGGAAGUGUUGAAGGGACUGCAGUACAAUGCCUACAGUCACUGUUGAUACAUUGUGGAGUAAUAGAUCCUUCUUGGUCAGAACUGAGAAACUUUGCUUGGUUUCUAAACAUUCAGCUUAAAAAUUGUGAAACGUCUGUAUUCUGUAACCCUUGUUUUGUGCAAGAUACCUUGCAAGGCUUCAAAAAUUUUGUGGUCACGUUCAUGAUUUUGAUGGCCAGGGAUUUUGCAACACCUACACUUAAUAUUUCUGAUGAAAGCCCUGGAAGACAGUUCUUUGAUAUGGAAGGAGUCACUGAAGAAGAUCUCAUUCCAUACCUUAUUCGAAAAAAGUGGGAGUCUGAACCUCACCCUUACAUUUUUUUCAAUCAUGAUGGUAUAUCCAUGACAUUCAUCGGGUUUCAUCUCCAAGCCAAUGCUAAUGGUGGAAUUGAUGCUGUUAAUCCCUUGGAUGGCUCUGUCAUCAAAAGCAAUGUUAUGUCUGCUCAGCUGCACCAAGGACUGGUCCUUCAAAGAGUUCGCUUCAAUGUUAAUUUUGAUAAACUGCCUCGAGAUGAGAAAAUUGCAAAACUUUGCAUGGUUUUAGGAAUUGAAUGGCCAAUUGACCCUGAUGAAACUUAUGAGCUUACAACAGACAAUAUUCUGAAGAUCCUGGCUAUUGAGAUGCGAUUCAGAUGUGGCAUUCCAGUUGUCAUCAUGGGAGAAACUGGCUGUGGAAAAACCAGGCUUAUAAAAUUCUUGUGCGAACUACGUAGGUGCGGUGCUAAUACCGAGAACAUGAUUCUUGUCAAAGUCCACGGUGGCACUACUGCAGAUGCGAUCUACAGAAAAGUCCGGGAAGCAGAACAACUUGCUAUUAAAAAUAAGCAGCUUUGCCCAUUUGACACAGUCUUAUUUUUUGAUGAAGCCAACACAACUGCAGCUGUCAGCAGCAUCAAGGAAGUUCUGUGUGAUCACACAGUAGAUGGGCAGCCUUUGACUCACAACUCGGGCUUGCAGAUUGUAGCUGCGUGCAACCCUUAUCGUAAACAUACUAGACAAAUGAUUCAGCGCCUGGAAUCAUCUGGCUUAGGCUAUCGUGUUAAAGCUGAGGACACCAAGGAAAAGCUUGGCUCUAUUCCUCUUCGGCAGCUUGUAUACCGAGUCCAUUCGCUCCCUCCUAGUAUGAUACCUCUUGUGUGGGAUUUUGGGCAACUGAACAGUGUUACUGAAAAAUCAUAUAUUCAGCAGAUUGUACAGAGACUCACUCGCUCGAUAGAAAUGUCUACAGCUGACAUCAAGACAAUAACAGAAGUGCUUUUUAUCUCUCAGAUUUAUAUGAGAAAACGGAAUAAUGAAUGUAGUUUUAUCAGCCUCAGGGAUGUUGAACGCUGUGUGGAAGUCUUCAAGUGGUUCCACAGUCACAAUGAUCUUUUAAUCAAACACCUGGAAAAGUAUCUAACAGAAAAGAAACCGGAUUCAAACUUCAUCAAGAAAAACAUAAUUAUUUGGUGUUUGGUACUUUCAGUUGGUGUUUGUUACCAUGCUUCCCUGGAAAAGAAAGAGGGAUACCGAAAAGUCAUCAGCGAAGUCCUUCCAGAGCCAUUUGAUAAUGAGAAGGGAAUUCUUGAAGAAAUCAGCUUAAUUCAGGAUCUGUUCUUGGAUGGUGCACCUCUGAGGGAAACAAUAGCGAGGAACCUGGCACUAAAGGAAAACGUUUUCAUGAUGGUAAUCUGCAUUGAGCUUAAAAUUCCUUUGUUUCUUAUUGGAAAACCUGGCAGUUCCAAAUCUCUUGCCAAAACUAUUGUGGCUGAUGCCAUGCAAGGGCAAGCAGCAUAUUCCGAGCUGUAUAAAGAACUGAAACAGAUCCAUUUGGUUUCGUUUCAGUGCAGCCUGCACUCUACUCCUGAGGGAAUCAUAAAUACUUUCAAGCAUUGUGCUCGUUUCCAAGAAGGGAAGAAUCUGAAGGAGUAUGUCUCUGUGGUAGUGUUAGAUGAAAUUGGUUUGGCUGAAGAUUCCCCAAAAAUGCCUCUGAAGACCCUUCACCCUCUCCUGGAAGAUGGAUGUGUUGAUGAUGACCCACACCCUCAUAAAAAGGUUGGCUUCAUUGGGAUAUCGAACUGGGCUCUGGAUCCUGCCAAGAUGAAUCGUGGUAUCUUUGUAUCCCGUGGAGACCCAAACAAAAAGGAGCUUAUAAGAAGUGCAAAGGGCAUUUGUUCUUCAAAAUCCGUUGCUCUGCAAAAAAUUGAACGGUUCUUCCCCAUCUUUGCAAAUGCAUAUGAAGAAAUUUGCAAGAACCAAAGUAAGGAGUUUUUUGGGUUGCGUGACUAUUACAGCCUCAUAAAAAUGGUUUUUGCUUUGACAAAAACAUCUAAGAGAGAGCCAUCAGUCCAUGACAUAGCAAAGGCUAUUCUCCGAAACUUCAGUGGCAAAGAGGAUGUCAAGGCCUUGGACAUUUUUAUGACUAAAAUCCCAGAGAAAGACGAUAUUAUUUCUGAGAACAUCGACACAAUUGGCCUUGUCAAACAAAACAUUCACAAUGGCUGUCAGGAUGGUGAAUGCCGAUAUCUGCUAGUGUUAACACAGAAUUAUGCUGCCCUUCAGAUUCUCCAGCAAGUUAUUUUCAAAGGUGAACAGCAGCCAGAAAUUAUAUUUGGUUCCAGCUUUCCCAAAGACCAGGAAUAUACUCAGAUCUGCAAAAACAUAAACCGAGUAAAGAUCUGCAUGGAGACAGGGCAAAUGGUGGUCCUCCUUAACCUCCAGAAUCUCUAUGAAAGCCUCUAUGAUGCCCUCAACCAGUAUUAUGUGCAACUUGCUGGUCAAAAAUACGUUGACUUGGGUUUGGGAACCCAUCGAGUGAAAUGCAGAGUGCAUCCAGAGUUCCAUUUGAUUGUCAUCGAGGAGAAAGAAGUGGUAUAUGAACAGUUUCCCAUUCCGUUAAUCAAUAGACUUGAAAAACACUAUCUAGAUAUCAAUACUGUGUUGAACAAAUUGCAAAGGGACAUUGUGGAAGAACUGAAGAAAUGGGUGAACAACUUCAUAGCAGUUGAUACAGAAAAGCAUUUUAUGGGCCAGCAAAAAUAUACUCCUUCUGAUGUUUUUGUUGGGUAUCAUCCUGACACCUGUGCCUCAGUGGUCCUGCAAGUGACAGAGAAGCUAAAAAAGGAUUGUCCUCAUGAAGAACUUGUGAGAAAAGUACAAAAUCAGGCCACAUUGGUCCUUUUGAAUUGUGCAACCCCAGAUUCGGUGGUCCGUCUUGGUAAUUCGCAACUGGGGGCCUCUCAAGCAGAUCGUUUGGCUAGAAUCUACUUUCAGCAACAGCAGCAUGUUUCUCUAGCUAAUUUCCUACGUACUUGCCUUCGCUCAGAGUCCAGGGAUUCCACAGUCUUCAAUGAGAUCACUACUUUCUCUAGGCUCCUAACAACAGCAGACGUGGAAACGUUGGCAGCAGAAGUACAGAGCAAUAUUGAGAGCAUCAAAGUUUUAUCCUUGCAGCAGUUUGACACAGAACAUUCAUUUCUGAAAGAAAUUCGGAAUUUCCUUGGCGUCAUACUUGGCAAUAAAAUCUUGAUUAUUCAGACUGACUUUGAAAAUGGAUCUCUCAGCGCACAGCUUGUAGCCUCUGCUAAAUACUCAGCUGUCAAUGAAAUCAACAAAAUUGAUUUGAACAAGGCCUCUGUUUUUGUGCUGUUCAUCACUAAACUAUCCCGAGUUGAAGGAGGAAGUUCCUACGUGGGAUUUCAUGGAGGGCUGUGGCAGUCUGUUCACAUUGAUGAUCUGAGGAAGUCCGAGGAUAUGGUCUCUGAUGUAACCGUGCUGAGGAACGUCACCAUCAGUCAGCUAUUUCUGGAGCAAAUGAGAGAGCCUGCAGAAAAUCUUGGAGUUGUAUUGCCAGAGAGAGUAGAUGAAAAAGAAGACAAGAUGGAAGCAGAAAAGUCAACAGCACCUGAACAAGAAACAAAUGCUACCCAAGUCUUAGACACCACCAUCCUUCUGAGGACCUGUGUGCAAAGUGCAGUGGGAAUGCUGAGGGACCAAACUGAAGGUUGUAACCGCAGCACUAGGAGAAUCGAAAUCCUCCUUAAUCUCCUGUGUGAGGAAGAUUCUUUGAAAGCCUCUUUCUUGAAGAUAACAAAGAACCGUCUCUUAAGCCUUCUGAGGGAGCAAGAGGAAAACUCCUGCACCAUGAAGGAGUGGGUGCUGCGGGAGGCAUCAAAUCUCAUUGCUCUCCAGGAAGCAGGAACUUUCAGGCGCACACUGUGGAAGCGUGUCCAGAAUGCAGUCACUCCAUUUCUGGCUUAUAUGAUAUCAGUCUUAGACAGAGAUGCUAACCUGGAUUUACUGAUCAAACCAACAGAAAACUGUGUGAAAGAUUUGUGGAUGUUCAUCUUCAAUGAUUUGAAACUUCUGAAUACCCCUUAUGUUAUUCGUCAAGGCAGCUCCCAGACUGAAACAAUUCUGGUGCAAAGUUACUUUCAGGGAACUCUGACUGCUGUCAAUGAAAUGCCCUUCAGCUGGAGGAUAAAAGAUUAUUUGGAGGACCUUUGGGCUCAGUCUCAGUACAUCACUACUGAUAAAGGCUCCAACGAAAAGUUUAUUGACAUAUUUCAGAAGACUCCACUUGGGAAAUAUUUUGCUGAGCUCACUGAAAAGGAGAGGGACACUCUUUUCCACUGUUACCUCAGGGACUUCAUCCUCCUGACAAUGGGUGUAUCUUCUCCUAGAGAAUUAGAGUUUCUCCAGGUUGCCCUGUUAUCAUGCAUUGAAGAAAUGAAGGCAGCCUCUUCCAGUGCAGACCAGAAUGUGCUGCCCCUUCCCUGGAUUCACCUUGGUUACUAUCACUUUAUGGGGCGACUACAGAACUUCUCUAGGAUUCUUGCUGUGCACCCUGAUGUAAUCAAUGCUCUAAGUGACCAUGCUGGGAGAGGAGGCAACAUCCCACGUCACCAGAUGGUGCUGGAUGUUCUAGCUGCCCUGGCCUGCACUGAAAUGUUGGAAGGAAAAAUGUUGAAAUGCAAGCCACAGACAUGGCUGCAGCUCGUGAAGAAUCUUCAGAUGCCAAUUGAAGUUGUGUGUGCAGCAAAUGAUUUAAAAAGCAGCGCUGGCCCAUGUAUGCCCUAUCUCCAGCAAGUCAGGAGUCAGUGGAAUCGGGUUUUCUCAGUAUCCCUCUUUGUGGAACAUGUGCUUAUUGGAGUAGAAACAGUGAUGCCAAAGAUGCGGGAUCUGAUAAAGAAGUACACUUCACUACUUGGCAAAUGUUUCCAGGGAGAUUCUGACAUUAAAACUCAUAAAACAUUCACUGCAGUGAUGAAAGUGUUGUGCCAAUGCAAGGAAGAAGUCGGCUCAAAAUGUUGCAGGUAUGGUUUGAAGCCAUGUCCAAUUUGCUUGGGAGAUCCUAGGGAUCCAGUCAGCCUUCCUUGUGAUCAUGUGUUUUGUCAGAAUUGCAUCAAACAGUGGUUGGUACCAGCACAGAUGGGCUGUCCAUUCUGCCUAGUCAGCCUGCCAGACGACUACACAGUGAAUGUAUCCAAGGAGCUCAGUGAUGUCAUCAACAAAAAUUCCAAAUUUCGCAAGUUUUGCAACAGCUUUUUUAUUGAUCUGGUUUCUGUGAUGUGUUUCAAAGACAAUGAGCCUCCAGAAAAAGCUGUGAUCGAAGAACUGUUGAGGUUGCUGUUUGCUCAUAAGGCGACUUUGAGAGGAGGCCAAAGGGGACAAUCCACUGUGCACACGAAAUCUUUGUCCCCUUUUGAUGAUGUGGUAGAUAAAACUCCUGUGAUCCGUUCUGUGGUUCUAAAGCUGCUUUUGAAGUACAGUUUCAACGAUGUGAAAUACUACAUGCAAGACUAUUUGUCGCAAGUGGAAAAGUGUUUCCUAGGAGAAGAUGAUAAAACAGAACUUUAUGCACUAUUUGUGAACUGCCUUGAGGAUUCCUUAUGUGAGAAAUCAGGGGCAUCCUCUAAGGAAAUCAAGGCAACCUUUCUGCGGGAUGAUGGCUUCUUCAUGGCUCAGUGGACCAGUCAGGAUAUCCCUCAUGAAGCUUCUAUUGAGUAUUUGCAGGGAGUGGCUCGCAUCCGGAUGUGCUUGGAUAGAGCUGCAGAACUACUGUAUGAAUUCCAUGGAACAGCAAAUGACUCUAAGGAACAAGAGAAGAUCCACUUGCAGAGAGUGAGGCAGUUUUGCCGUCAAAAUGACUGGUAUAAAAUUUACCUUGUCCGAAAGAUUACUAAUCAGUAUGGCCUGGAGUUCACACAAGGCCUUUCCAAAGAACAGCAGUGUCACUGGAUAUUUCCGACCGAAAUAAUUCAACAACAACUGAGGCAUCCGCCUGGACAAAUUGAUCGGUUCCUGGUGUGUGGCAAAAACUACAAAGUGAUGCGUGAUGCUGUGGGAAAAGCCAUGGUGGAAGGCCAGAUGGACAGCAUAGAAGCAGCCCUAAAGUUUUAUAAUGACUCCAGGCCCACCCAGCCUCUUCACUUUCUCUUGGCUGUUUUCAGAGAGUUUACAUCUCAGUAUGGGUGUGAGGACUCAAGGCUUCAUCCUACCCAGGAGCAACGUCAAGCUCUUAAAGAGUUCAUACAGAAUUCCAAAGUUCUUCCCUCUCCAGAACUUGCAGCAUUUGCUGAAUCUCUUGUGGCUAACAGACUCCCAUCCCUGACAGUAAAUCCACUGGAUUCCAGCCAACGGAGGGUAGUAAUUGAAAUGGUGGUUCAUAUUGGUGCUGUUUUGCUGUGUGGCCAGAAUCGAGUCAUUGAGCCUCUGAGAAAUCUGGCAUUUUCUCCCAACACUAUGCAGCAUGCUUUCCUUCCAACGAUGCCAGAAGACUUGCUGGCUCAGGCUGUGCGGUGGGAAGCAACAAGACAGCUUCACUGGUAUACUUGUCCAAAUGGUCAUCCCUGCACAGUUGGAGAGUGUGGUCGCCCCAUGGAACGCUCACGGUGUGUUGAUUGUGGUGUUGAAAUAGGAGGCAGCGACCACAGAUCAUUGCAAAACUUCCGUCAAGUCCAAGUUGGAGCAGACAGAACACAAACUGGCCAUUUGCUUGGAAACCCUGGUAACCGAGAAGCCACGGUGGCAUCUGAGAGGGAGAUGUCUCCAGCUGUCUUGAUUCUAAUUCGCUUGCUCACUCACUUGGCAUUGCUUCUGGGUGCCACGCAAGAUCCCCAGUCUCUACUGCAGAUCAUAAAGCCGCAGGUCCAAGAUCCAGUGAGUUUUCUCCUGCAGCAUAUUUACAAGGACUUGGAGCAACUGAUGAAUACCCUUGGGAAGAGCAUUGAUGAAACCACCACUGUCAUCCAUCUCAUUCUGUGUAGAUUUUUCAAGGAAACCCCUCAGCAUCCAGAACUUUGGUCAGCACAGUUUGAUGGUCAACUUUCUCAGAAACAAGCCAGAAACAAUUGGGAAAAAGUUGCAAAGUUCUUUAUCGUUCCUGAGCUUGAGCUUCUGGAUAAAACUCUUCUGGAGCUGAAUCAACAAAUCAGUGAGGAUGAGAGAAUUUCUUCCAACCCAGUAGUAAAAAUUAUAUAUGGAGACCCAGCAACCUUCCUGUCCAGGCUGCCAAAGAACAAAACUAUUCAUUGUUCUAAAAUAUGGAAUUGCAGGAAGAGAAUCUCUGUUGAAUACCUUGGCCAUGUUGUCCAGCAGAGAGGGGGCAAAGAUUCUGUACCCAUCUUGUGGAAGUUUUUGCAAAAGGAAGGUGAAUUGAGGCUGGUGAAAUUGUUGCCAGAAAUAUUGGCUCUGCAGAAAGACCUUGUGAAGAGGUUCCAGAAUGCUGUUGAAUUGGAAUACCGUACAAUUGCUGACUUUCUCAACAGUUUGCGUUCAGAUGCCACAAGACGUACUAUGGAAAAACAAGUCAGAACAUUUCUGUCCGUCUGGAACAAGCUGAGAAGAUCGUUGGAAACAAAUGGUGAAAUUAAACUCCCUGAAGGCUAUUGUGAUGUUGACCUCACUCUGGAGAAUGAAUUUGAGAUCCUUCUGCCUCGCAGGCGAGGUCUGGGCCUGUGUUCCACAGCCUUGGUUAGCUAUCUCAUUGGCUUGCACAAUGACUUCGUCUACACCAUAGAAAAAUCCUCAGGAGACACCAAGAGCUACUCUAUCAGCCCCGCAGAAGUGACUGAUCUGCAUGUGAUCACAUAUGAGGUGGAGAAGGAUUUAAUCCCUCUGAUUCUGUCCAACUGCCAGUAUAGUAUUGAGAAAGGAGGGGAGGGCCUCCAAGAAUUCGACCUGGAGAAAAUCCAGCAGCAGCUCACCAGCAGAUUCUUGCAGGGAAAACCCUUUAUCAAACUGACGGGCAUACCCACUUUGGUGUACAGGCAUGACCGAAACUAUGAGCAUCUUUUCAAUGAUAUCAGGAGAAAGUUGAAGCAGAGCUCCCUUCCAAACUCCACAAUUAGCAUGAUCAGUGGGGAACUGCAGUCCUACAGUGACAUCUGUGAGGCUUUGUUUGUCACUGAAAUAACUUUGGGAUUCCUGGCAAUGGCUGGGGGAGAAGCAGAGAUGGCUGUGAGUGAAUACAUUGAAAAUACCCUUCAAAUGGGCACUCAAACAAACACUCAUGUCCUGAAGGCACUGAGUCGCUGUAGCCUGAAGCACACCAUAGGCCUGUGGCAACUGCUCUGCAGCCAUAAAUCUGAGCAGCUCUUGCAGCUGAAAAGGGAUCCCUUUGCAGAGGUUGGUGAACCUUAUAAAGCUGAGCUCAAUCCAGAGAACACCAGACUCCUCAAUACCUUCCUUGCCCAGGCUGAGGUCGAGACCUUCCUCCAAAAACUGCAUGAAAUGAUAAUCCUGAAAUUGAAACUUGCCAGUGAUGGGGAUAAAUUCAGCCCUAACUGGAGCUUGAAGGACACACUUGUUCCUUAUCUUGACACGAAAGAGAUUGUGCCUGAAGAGCUACAGGAUAUGUUCUCAAAAGACAUCCAGCUUCUUGGGAAACUACAGGACUCAUUCCCGGAAGACAUUCAGGUCUCCCAGUGCAUUGCUGUCUGGAAGGUGGCUGCUGCUCUGAAGCGAGAUCAAAGACUCAGUUAAUGCAGCACAUCAAUUGGCAGAGCCACUGUCCUUCCCCAUCCCACUCCACCUCUUUUAUGAACUAUUGAAGGAUUCGUAGCGGUAGUAUUGCCUUUGUUGUAUUGAGCAAAGUGAAUUUGGGGACUCAAGGAGUUCAUGAAUUCUUGCGCUGUGUCAUGAACAACCCACAACUGUACAAAUACAGAGGAUUUUGUGCCUUAGAAACUGAAAUGUCUUACAACCUUCUUACAAUUUAGAAGUGCAAACUACGUUCUCAGGAAGAGCUCAACAAGGAGAUCAAGACCUUUUUGAGAAGCCAAUUUAGAGACCUUGCCAGAGGUCUUGAGGCACAUCUUCCUGGGGGAUCCCUGGGAUACUGAAGUAAUGUGCUACCUCACUGGUAGUUAUUUUUCCUUGGGGGAUAGGAACCUGGGAGAGAGGUGGAGAAUUAUUUGCUUCUCCCUCCCUCUAGUCUUCUACACUUCCUUACUAAUAAUUGCUACCACAGCUGCCUCUCUCUCUCAUCAGGGACAUACUUUGUUGUUCACUUUGUUUUGCCACAUUGUCAAACUGCCUGUACAGGUAAUUAGUGAGAUUCCCAGUAUUGUAAUUUGACAUUCACUGCCUAUGCAAAUACUUUUUUGUUGUUGGUGGUGAAGAGGUGAUAGAUUAAGGCUGUCUCUAGUCUGUGUCUAUCUUGGUACGGAUUGGCUUGCUUGCCUAUCCAGGCAACCUUCUUUGUGUUUAGAUGAAAGCUUUUCAAUCACCUCAAGAGAGGCUGGAUCCAUCUCUUUGAGCUGAAAAGAAGUUUUCUAACUGAAAUUCCAAUUCAGGCACAUUCCUUGUGAUCAAGUUGAAGAAGGAAAAGUAGUAAUAGUGUGCUUUCCGAAGCAGUGUGGCAUCCUUAUAAGCCCAUUAAGUUCAAUGGGCUUAGAAGGGCAUGAUUCUGCUUAGGAAGUAAUUGUAAAUAUAUUGAGCAGAGAAAAAAAAAUCAUGGUCUUUUAUUUCAUGUAGAUGGCUUGGCAACUAACUACAGCAAGUUCAGGAGCUUUGGAUCAUCUGAUUCUUGAAACAACUACCUAAAAAAACUUGAUGUUCAUUGGGAACAAAAUAAAUGUCAUUAAAAAUUACCAAAACAAACUAGGUACCACUGUUCUCUUAGGCUGAAGACAGAGUGGAAGGCACUGUUGUUGGGGGUCUUUCCCAGCUUUGCUUUGCAGCUGUUCAAAAUCUUGUGUGCUCCAGAACAGAUUUCUUAAUUCUUGCACUUCGUUCAAUAAACUAUGCUGUUUCUUUUUGAAGGGCUAAGCAAAUAUCACUUUCCCCUUUACACUUCAAAAGAUACACUCAUAAAAAUACUGCAUGCUGACAGCCUGCACAAUUUUCCCGUCCUAACUGCAUAAUCUUCUUUACUUGAAAAUCUACAUUAGAUACCAAACAUAGGUUCUGAAAUUUUUAAUAAUUCUUUUGAGUCCUUUCAGCAGUUACCUUCAAGUUCUAGUGGGUAAGGACUUGUGAACAUGGUGCUGUCAGCUACUUUGCUCUUCCGUAGAACAUGUGUCGGAUUGCAUGUUUGUGCACAGAAUGAAUGAGUUCUUGCUCAUCUUUGGAUCCGGGCAUGCAGAGCUUGCUUUCAGGGAUACUAUGUCAUUAACACAAGUGUUGCAGCUUUCUGUGCUGACAGCAGCAGUAAGCAGUGGAUUGGGCAACCAAUUUGCUGAUGGUUUUGAGAUCAUUUUCAAUCUUAUCAAUGCAUACAAAUGUGUUUUUUCUGUUUUUGCUCCUUUUGUAAUAAAUUGUUUAGCAUUUG